Messenger RNA from Caenorhabditis angaria, 2005 nucleotides. The record is from the annotation of a GenBank genome assembly. Lineage: Eukaryota; Metazoa; Nematoda; Chromadorea; Rhabditida; Rhabditidae.
AUGGAAGAAUUGCCACCAAAACAUGGCGCCGAGACGACAAAACGAAAAGUUGCACACUCGGAUGAGCACGGCUUCUCCGACCAGGUUCGAGUUCCCAAUGUAAUUGUGAUGGUCGGUUUGCCGGCGCGCGGAAAAACCUACAUCUCCAAGAAACUGUGCCGGUAUUUGAAGUGGACCGGGUUCAAAACCAAGGUUUUUAACGUGGGAGAAUAUCGGAGAACUGAUGCGAAUGCGGCGGACGCCGUGCAUGGAGCGAAUGCCUCAUUUUUCUCGCCGAAUAAUGCGGAUGCGUUGAAAGUCAGAGCGUAAGUCAUGUGGCUCGGCUCAUAAAUCAAAUUUUUUUGCGAAAAAAAUAUAUAUCUAAAUGCAAGCGAAAUUUGAUGGAUUAUGGGACAAUUCAAAAGGGAAAAAAAACAAAUAAAUUUCAGUGAAUCUGCUCGGCGAGCCAUGGAAGACAUGGCGGAUUAUUUGAACAGUGGCGCUGGAAGUGUGGCAAUUUUCGACGCGACAAACACAACAAAAAGUCGACGAAAAACAAUUAUUGAUUUUUGCACACAGAAAAGGUUGAUUUAUUUGAUUAUCAAACUAUAAACAAAAAAGUUUUUUCCAGAAUUCGCUGCUUUUUUAUUGAAUCUGUUUGUGAUGAUCCAGAUAUUAUUGAUAGCAAUGUAACAGAUGUUAAGGUAACUUUAUUACUUUUUUUUGAGAAAAAAAAAUGUUUCCAGGUAAAUUCGCCGGAUUACAAAGGCUUGAUGACUGCUGAACAAGCCAAAGAAGAUUUUAUGCGAAGAAUCGAGAAUUAUAAACAACAAUAUGAGCCGCUUGAUGAAUCCGAGGGGGAUCUUUUGAGCUUCAUCAAGGUUAUCAACGCUGGAAGAAGCUUCAAAGUUCAUCAAGUUCGGGGACAUGUUCAAAGUCGAGUUGUUUAUUUUUUGAUGAAUAUUCAUUUGUUGCCAAGGAGUAUUUAUUUGACAAGGGUGAGGGGGAAUUUUUUUCAAAAAAAUCGAUUUUUAUUGAAAAUUAAAGUUUUUAGCUACAAAAUAAUUUUUUGCUCGAUUAUUUUUGUCAAUUUUGAGAUGAAUUUCGAUUUUUUUUGAAAAUGAGUUGAAAAGUUACCGUAUCUUAUUUCCUAUUUUUUACGAGUUACGAUAACUGUUUUCAAAAAAAUCGAUAUUCAUCUCAAAAUUUUCGAUCAAAAAAUGAUUUUGUAGCUGAAAACUUCAAUUUUUCAAUAGGUAAAUUCAAAUUUUAUUGAAAAAUUCGAAGAAAUUAGCCACAAAAUCAUUUCGAGUAUUUUCGGCCAACUUUGAGAUGAAAAUAAUGACGAUUUUUUGAAAAUUACAAUUUUUCAAAUUAAAAAGUUACCCUAACUUCUCAAUUUUUCCAGCACGGUCAAAGUGAAUACAAUUCAAUGGGUCGCCUUGGCGGCGAUUCUCCACUAACCUCAGACGGUCGAAAAUACGCCCUAGCCCUUGCCGAAUUUUUCGAAGACGAAGAAGUUCCCGGCCUCCGCGUUUGGUGCUCUCAAAAAGUCCGCGCCGCCCAAACAUCUCAACACCUCAAACCCGAUUUUCAUACCGAAUAUUGGAAGGCGUUGGAUGAAAUUGAUGCGGGAAUAUGUGAAGGAUUAACUUAUGAUGAUAUUCAGCAAAGAUAUCCAAAACAAUCAGAAGAUCGUGCUCAUGAUAAGUAUCAUUAUCGUUAUCCAAGCGGUGAAUCCUAUGAAGAUGUUGUUUCACGAUUAGAACCGGUUAUCAUGGAACUCGAAAGGCAGGCGAAUGUUCUUGUUGUCUCACAUCAAGCGGUUCUUCGAUGUAUUCUUGCGUAUUUCUAUGAUCGCCCACUUCCAGAACUUCCAUAUAUUGAUAUUCCUUUACAUUCAUUGGUCAAAUUAACACCGCGUGCUUAUCAUUGUGAUUCGACGAUUUAUUCGUAUGAUAUUGAAAAUGGAAAAUGGUCAAAUACAAGUGCACAAUUACCAUUAUGCGAUUCACCAAGAGAUUGA